CUUUGUCCGACGCGGGGUAUGACGUCAUGCUGGGAAACCUGCGAGGAUCCGCCUACGCGUCGGGCCACGGGCUAUCGUCGCGCAGCCAGCAGCAGAAAUGGCGCUUCAACCUGGACGACAUGGGCGAGUACGACGUGGAGGCGCUGCUGGCGCUGACGCAGCGCGUCACGGGCGACGCGCGGCCCUUCUACCUGGGCUACAGCUCGGGCGGGGGCGCGCUCUACACGUGGCUGCAGCGCCGGCCACGUGCACACCACGUGCUCAGAGGCGCACUGCUCUGGACGCCCUCCCUCUUCUACACCGAGCCGCACAGCACCAUCCUCAAGAUUUACAAUCUCCUUCCUGAGGCCAUCGUGAGGGCGCUGUGGCAGGUACCAGGGGACAUUCUGCCCCGAUCUCGCGCCACUGCUGACGUUGCAUGGCGAAUGUGCAGAUCUGGAUCACCCCUGAGGAAUUUCUGCGAGGCACUGUUUCAGCUCGGUGCUAACAUAAAUCUGGAUUCAACUGACAUGAGCGCCUGCAGGCGUUCGACUUUGGCCCGGAGGAGAACCUCAGGAAGUACGGCAGCGAGCAGCCGCCGGCCUACCACGUCAUCAACUCGACACUGCCCACCGCCUUCUUCCUCGGGACGCGCGACCGGCUGGUCUCCUUUGAGGAAGGUAUGCGGCAGAUUCGAAUGAUUCCAAGCAACAUCAAGAAGAUGGUGGUACCGCUAGAGUGCUACGGCCAUUUCCACGUCC
This is a messenger RNA of Schistocerca gregaria, 740 nucleotides long. Its product is annotated as lipase 3-like. The record is from RefSeq and is a predicted model, not a curated record. The transcript is spliced from 5 exons. Bases 27 to 680 code for a protein of 217 amino acids. Lineage: Eukaryota; Metazoa; Arthropoda; Insecta; Orthoptera; Acrididae.